Messenger RNA from Trametes versicolor FP-101664 SS1, 417 nucleotides. RefSeq lists its product as uncharacterized. The transcript is spliced from 8 exons. Lineage: Eukaryota; Fungi; Basidiomycota; Agaricomycetes; Polyporales; Polyporaceae. The record is from RefSeq and is a predicted model, not a curated record. Bases 1 to 417 code for a protein of 138 amino acids.
AUGGACAUCGGAGGGUAUGGACCAAUAAGUAUUCUUCACAUCGCUGCCGCCAGGCCGUGGACGCAGUGCACGUCGUCUCGCAGCUCCGACCCACGCACGCAGGGCUCGUUUCGUCACACUCGUGUUCUGUGCACACAUCCAGAUGCGCUGGAGCGACGCAUCCUCGACGACUCGCCUGCAUGCCUGCCCGCCGAGCCCCAGUAUCCUCGACGCGCGAACGAGGCGGAAUACUACGUGUGGUUUGCGUCGAUCGAGCCCGCCACGGAACCAGCCCUCGACGCGCCAACGCGCCCGGAUACUUGCUUAGACACAAGCUGCAGGAAGGAGUCCGCAUGCGGUGCGUCACGCGCAAAACGCACUCCCCGCGCGGCCACAGGCGCGGCGUACUUUGUGAGGCGGGAAGGGCGGGGGCAGUAG